Molecule: messenger RNA, 246 nt
Organism: Dentiscutata erythropus
Lineage: Eukaryota; Fungi; Glomeromycota; Glomeromycetes; Diversisporales; Gigasporaceae
Source: the annotation of a GenBank genome assembly
AUCCUUAUGAACAUGGGGUUCUUCCUCACGAUCAUAUUCGGACAAUUACUUCAAGCAAUAUUUUUCGGACGUUUACGUGCUGUUGAAAUUGAGCAUUUAUACGAAAGAUCUUGGUAUGCAGUAACUGAAACAUGUUUAGCCAUGACUAUAUUCCGGGAUGAAUUUGACACUAGAUUUGUUGUAACAUUUACAACCUUAUUGUUUUUAAAAAUAUUUCAUUGGUUAUGUCAAGAUCGAGUAGAGUUC